GGUCGUGUAAGGUUCACGAUGAUGUCAUGCAGCUGUAGGGUAGCUCGGUGAGGCUGGAGUUGGGGAAUAGAGACUUGAAAGGUUGCACCGAGGCGGGAGGGGAAGAGAUACGGAGAGCGACACUGCAGCCAGACGCGAUCUCACCGGAGGAACUGCUUCGUGGUCCCCCGAAAAAAGCAUAUUCUGCCGUGGACGUUUAGGGAUUGAUUUUUUUUUUUUGUUAGUGUUGCUUUGAAUGGUUGCUUUUGCGGUCACAAAACAGCUGCUGGGGUCUGUUGUGCGGAUCAUUUCCCAGCCAGACCGAACCGUUCAGGGAGAGGGACCGGGCACUCUGCUCCCCCAAUGACACCCCCGCGGAUAUCUGGACACGGGAGCCGUUCGGGACUGGGGGAUCUGGUGUAGGGACAGUCGGGACCGCCCCGCCGGUGCCACGCCGCGAUGCCGCCGCAGGGAGCGGCGGAGUACAAGCCGGUCGCGGUGGCGGAGGCGCCCCCGGUACCUCCGCGCAGGUGGCGGGGCAAAGAGCAGCCGGCGAGGUGCAGGUCUCGCUGGGGUCCGGGCGCCGAGCGCAAGGUGAAGUGCGUCCUUGUCGGGGACGGCGCGGUGGGUAAGACCAGCCUGGUCGUCAGCUACACCACCAACGGGUAUCCAACGGAAUACAUCCCAACGGCGUUUGACAACUUUUCAGCGGUCGUGGCUGUUGAUGGCAAACCAGUGAAACUGCAGCUCUGUGACACCGCAGGCCAGGACGAAUUCGACAAGCUCCGGCCCCUGUGCUACACCAACGCCGACGUCUUCCUGCUGUGCUUCAGCGUCGUCAGCCCCUCGUCCUUCCAGAACGUGACGGAGAAGUGGGUGCCGGAGAUCCGCUGCCACUGCCCCAGGGCGCCACUGCUGCUGGUGGGCACGCAGUGCGACCUGCGCGAGGACGUCAAGGUGCUCAUCGAGCUGGCCAAGUACAGGGAGAAGCCCGUGGACGAGGAGGCGGCCCGCACCUGCGGCCAGGACAUCAAGGCCGUGUGCUACAUGGAGUGCUCGGCCCUGACGCAGAAAAACCUGAAGGAGGUGUUCGACGCCGCCAUCGUGGCCAGCAUCCAGCACGCCAACAGCCAGCAGCAGAAGAGGAUAAAAAAGCGAACUCCCGACAAGAUGAAGAAGCUCUCCAAGUCCUGGUGGAAGAAGUACUGCUGUUUCGUAUAGUGGCCGGAGACGGGGGGCUUGCGGCGCAAGGGGGUGUCGGGGCUACAUUAGCUCAGACUGCGGACAGGGUGGCGGCCUGGCCAGAGGUCCCGCUGUGAGGACAGCAGCCCCUGUGCAGACGAGGGACAGUCCCCGGCGUUCCUCUUCACAUCGCGGUCCUGGGGGAGCUGUUGGAGUAACUGCUGCCAGCUGUUUCCUUCUUGAUCAGAGAGCCUAACCAGCCACCUGAUUGCUGCCUGUUUUAAGUUUAUUAGACCCUCAAGCACAAAGCCAGCCCCCCCCUGCUGAGGUUUCUGUGCUGCGUGGAGAGAAAGAAAAAAGAAGCCGGGUCUGAAGAACAUUGCUGAACUUUGUUUUCGGCCCACUGUCGCAACACUUCUUUUAAAACCAUUGGGGGGGGGGGGGGGGGGGGGUGGGAGCCUGAAAUUUGCUGCUUUCAAAAAAAAGGAUUAGUAGGUCUAGCCUGUUACUCUGCAGAACAGGUUAAUCUCCUCGCCCAUUUCAAGUAGUGCCUGUUGUAAACCGCAGUGCAAGGCUGUUUCCAGUCCAUAAAAGUAAAACAAAUGCACUGCAAACAGUGUUUCCUUUCAUAUUGUUUAAACAUGAUUAAGUUAUAAGAGUGGAGGCCACUUGGCCCAUCUAGUUUGUUUGGUUGCUAGCAGGACCAAGGAUCUCAUCCAGCUGUUUCCUGAAAGAAGCCAGAGUCUAGUUUUAUUUGGCUGAAGUUUUUAAACAAGUGAGCGUGAAGACGGCUCGGCUUUUUAACCACUACGUUUAGUUUGCAGCCUUGUCAGACACUUCAGCAAGGGCGCCCAACAUCUUGCAGUCUUUUUUUUUAUGCUUGUGAAUUGUCAUCUUAACUGGACGAAUCGAACUGCUUCUCAGGUAGUAGGGGUCACAGACACUUGGUGCUUUUUUGUAACGGUUCUUUGCCCUCAAUCACUACUAGACAAACUACCUAGAACACCUUUGUCAGAGUUGUCUUGCGAUUCUGCUGGGACAGAGGCUGUUAAUAGUGAAGGCGUAUGUGUGGCUACUGUGUUCUGUCGAGUGGCUGAAGGCAAAGUGGAAAAAUCUAUGAACCUUUUUUCAUUCCCCCUUUAAACCUGCCUUGAAACUGAUGCAGUACUGGGAAUAAAUUGACAAUUAUUAACCAGAAUAGACUGCUGACCAUUGUUUUCCAGCACUUGCUGCUGGCAGGUGUUGGUGAGAUUGUGACAAGCAUGAAACUGCCUUUCGCUGGUAAAUUGCGGGGGUCCAGUCUCGUACUGGAGCAGCAGUAUGUCAGCUCUGUUUGACGCUGAAGCACCUGCUCUUUUAAACUGGUCUGGUUAAGCAGGUAACCAGCUGGUUUUGCUCAUUAAGAGCCGAGUUGGAAUGAAAGCCUGCAGACAGUACAGGACCAAGGUUGGACACCCCUGUAGUAGGUUAAUACCACUAUUAAAAAAAAAAAAACUGGAAACCUUUUGAUUGCAGCAUUGAGGAAGAUGAUGCUUUCUGUCAUUUUAUUUCGUAUUUCGACAAAGGUUUUCUCAUCCACGGAGAACGGGCCUGCUUAUCCACCAUGUUUGUUUUUCAAAAGUGCAGAAAUGGCCUUUUCAAAGCAUUCACCUUUCUUCAAAUGCCUCUUAACUGUUUAGGUUAGUGGGAACUUAUAAGCUCAUAGUGAUAAGUUAUUUAUCAGUUAAUGUUUCUAUAUUAAUGAUUUAGAUGUAUAUAAUGAGGGCCAGAUGUUAAUCCAAAGAACUAACUUGUUUUCAUAUCACUAACCAGUCACAUAACUGGCAGAGGGGUGAAUCUUGGUAAUAUUUCCAAACAGGUUCCAGUUUAUUCUAAUGAAUGAGAUGCGACUCCAAAAAGUAAUACUUCUUUUCUGAAUGUAUUUCAUUUCCAGGUGUAAUCCAUUGUAGCUGUGCUCUAACGUUUCAGCUGGUGGAAAAUAAACGGUCAAUUCUUUAGGGCGUGGUUAUGUUUUCUCACCUCACAACCUAAUUAAAGAGGUUCGUAAAGGCCGACGCUGGGGGAAAUGCCCCCUCAGACUGUUCUGGAGUUUGUCUGAAAAUUAGUUGCAGUGACUAGGAGAAAAAUCCUUAAGAGUGUGUACCAACUAAGCUGUAGUGACCCAAUUGUGAGAGUAGAUGGCUUGUGGUGUUGGUAUAGUUUAAUUAGCAUUUCUGGCAGAUACACAAUGGCUUUAGUUACCCUGACUUGCCAAGUGUGGGUAUAUGUGCACAAAACCCUCCUUGACACAGGAGGAAAAACAGUCCCGAAACAAGCCUGUGUUUUAAAAGCGUGUGAUCAUUGCAGCUGAGAGAAAAUGAUUGUGGAAAUGUUCAUUUACUUUUACUCAAAUAAUUUCAGUUUUGUUUCCACCAUGUACUGUAGCAGACAAGCCUGUCAUUUCUAGAACUGGGUUUGUGUGUUUUGUAGGCUCAAAUUGUAACAAUGAAACAUACAAUCAGUACGUUUAGAAUUGUUUGAACUCCACACCUAAUGUCCAUAUAUUAAAAAAAAAAGAGGCUGGAGUUACCCAGCUCCUGUUUGCAUAGGAACCUGCAGCUUAAUAAAACUGGAAAUGAAUCAGGUGGUUGUCUUUCGCCGCUACAUGCUUAGAUCUACUCAAUUGUAUCGCGUUCUUGUAAUUUGUACAUGGUCUGCUAUAGGAAUGUCUACACAGGGAAAAACUAUAGAAAUGAGGUCCAACAUAUCCAUAUAUAGAAAUGAGGUCCAGAUAUCCAUAGGUGACAGUUUGGUAGCAAACAUUGAUAUGAUGUACAAUGCUACCUGUGGAUAUUGGGAGGUCUGUAUAAGCUUAACUGGAGAAUGGACAAUACUUUCUCCAAGCUAUCUCACAUGUGUUUGUGGUAUCAAGCAGCCGUAUGGAGAACUGGGUUAGAUUCUGUGUAAAUGGGUCUCCUGGUUGUCGCUGUAAAUCAGGAUCAAAUAAACAGCUGCAGGGGAACUCGGAAAGCAGUUAGGACUGACAUGGCUCUUGCUGAGCAUAUCACAGGCACCUGAGUUCAAAGCUUCCUGGAAUCUGUAGAUUAUCCAGGACAUAAAAAAGAUUUAUGUAGAGGCAACUAUAAUAGGUGUCUCAUAAUGCAAACACCCACUCUUGUGCUCCUUACAUGAAACAUGCAGAAAGCUAUUUGCAAAAGUGUAGUUGGAAGUGAAAUGUGUAAGUCAGCUCAGCAAUAGUUUUAAUACAAAGAGAUGUCGGGGAAUAACUUUGUUACUGCAAUACUCUCCAGACUUGACGUUUCUGGGCCAUUUUCUGUGAUCUGUUCAUGCAGAUGGGAAGAAGCUCGAUUGAUGAUUGGUUAGCAGGCGUCUUCGGAAAAUGCAGAUGACAGAUCCUAAACAACUGCCACUGUCUACUUGGGGAAAAACCGCGUCAACAACGCGCAAGGAAAUGUUUCUCCAGAUGCCUGGAGAAAAGUUAUCUUGGUGUUGUUGACUCUGCACCAAGCUUAUUAUACAAGUCUCUACCUCAGGGAAGAUACCAUUUUGCUUUACAUGCUAAGCAGGACUGUGCCCUAGAAAAUCGGACAAACCCCAUAUGACCAAGCACGUUUGCAAAAGCUUGUUAUUCUAAAUGCCCGGACUUGCGCUAGAGAGACUGAUCCUUUCUUUUGAGUCAAUAUGAGUCCUUGUAAAAUGGGUAAAUCAUGGGAUGGUUCUGCAGCAGUUGGCUUUAGUUAUCUAUAAGGGCGAAGCGUGUUAUUAAUCCUGGGAGCUCUUACAGUAAUGAACUGUCUUUGAGUUUAAUGCAUUUCAAUGGAUUUCUUCGAGUGUAACCAGCAAUGCGCAGGACGCCGUGCAGGAGAGACUUGGCUGGCACUUGAGUGUAACAGGUUUGGUUUUUAAUCAUGAGCUGUUCAGCUUAUGUUUGGAAACAUAAGGUAGAGCUUCUGCUGCUUGAUCCUUCGGGUUGUGAGAUUCUUUGGCUCUGCUGCUGUAAACCCAAGUUCAUUCCAACAUGCUCAAGUGCUUCUUCCAUAACCCAAAUCUUACUCCCAGCCUUACGGGAUUUUCCUUUCUGCUCUGAUGUGGUAAGAAAGUGGUUAUAGGGCUGGCUAUGAUUGAAUAAACUUGACAUCACGAUCCAAUGUU
Lepisosteus oculatus (spotted gar) is the source of this 5313-nucleotide messenger RNA. It is a transcript of the gene rhoua, whose product is annotated as ras homolog family member Ua. The record is from RefSeq and is a predicted model, not a curated record. Gene Ontology annotation, molecular function: GTP binding; protein kinase binding; GTPase activity. Gene Ontology annotation, biological process: establishment or maintenance of cell polarity; Cdc42 protein signal transduction; endocytosis. Lineage: Eukaryota; Metazoa; Chordata; Actinopteri; Semionotiformes; Lepisosteidae.